Messenger RNA from Musca vetustissima, 1767 nucleotides. RefSeq names its product nucleoporin Ndc1-like. Gene Ontology annotation, biological process: nuclear pore organization. Bases 1 to 1767 code for a protein of 588 amino acids. Lineage: Eukaryota; Metazoa; Arthropoda; Insecta; Diptera; Muscidae. Gene Ontology annotation, cellular component: nuclear pore transmembrane ring. Gene Ontology annotation, molecular function: protein-macromolecule adaptor activity. The record is from RefSeq and is a predicted model, not a curated record. The transcript has 3 exons.
AUGUCUGCCGCCACUGUGUUGGAAUGCAAAAAGCUUUGCCUGUAUCGUUGCCUUACGGCAGUUGCCCUUAGCAUUAUGAUGCAGUUUUUCCUGCUCACCGUUUUCUUGCUGUUUGUUAACUUCCAUAUAUUCCAUCUGUUGAAUUGGAUUACUGAGACAUUUAGUUUAAUGUUUUCCUUUUACACAUGGCUAUCAAUUAUGCCACUAAUAUCGGCUGUUAUCAUAUAUGGCAUAUUGUUGGGUAAAUCCCAUCUGGCUGUUAAACAAUAUUAUGGAACACGCUUCAAGUGGAUACUGGGGACUGUGGUGCGUAAGAGUCUCUUUUUAAUGAUACACAUUGCGGUGGGUUUCCUAACUGCAUGGCUCUAUGCACGCUACUUACAUGUGGAUUAUAGAUCCUUGGUGUACCAGUGUUAUGGCAUGGAUUGCAUUAAUUCCUAUUAUCUCUUCCUCGUCGGUUCUGGCAUCUCAGCUGGCUGUUAUUAUUUCUUUAAGGAGAAUUUACGCCAUGAACCCGAGGUGGAAUAUCCCAUAAUACAAGAAAAGAAACUUGUCAAACUGCGAUCUCUCCUCUACUCCACCCUGUACAAAUCGCUGAUGAAAUCAUUUGUACCCUCAAUGUUUUAUGCUUUUGCAUUUUGGAUAUUCGGCGACAUAAUCAAUGCUCGUUUUGCGCGAUUCUUUGAUUUGGAAGUUGAUACAAGUCUAUCGUCGUUCUUUUCGGUGCUAACAAAUUUGCGGAUAUUAUUCUAUUCGUGGAUUUUACAAUCACAAAUUUUAAGUAACAUGAAUUUAAUGCAGAAGUUCUUUUCAAUUCUAUUAGCCGAAGAAAUGCAAUUUGUUAUCGAGAAAAAUCCCGUUGUGACAGAGGGUCAAAAAGAAGUCACCCUCGUUGAGGCUUUAACAAUGACCCAGGUGCCAAUUGUACAAACUUUAGCCGCAUUGGAUCUUUUCAAUAUGACCGGAACCUCAGCGGCGAAUAGGCGUAAGGAGAUCUACGCUCUAUCGAUACCGGGUGGUCACCCUUAUAAUUGGAAUCAAUUGUCUUCACAAUGUCUGGCGAUAAUCAAUGCAUUUAUUGAGGAUCUCACAACAUCGGUUAAGAAUAUUUCAACAAUGAAAUCCGCACCGCUAUUCUGUCAAACUGAUAAACCAACAGCCACAGAGGCGGCAGAGAAGAUUCUCCUGCGUCAAUACAAUGAAACCUAUGGCAUUCGCAGAAUGGUCUCUGAACCACCAACGACAAAUAUUGGUUCAUCCUCAACAACCGCAGGUGGUGCCAAAUCAUCUAGCACCCCGACUGCUGUUCAGCGUAUCAAUGAACAAUUUGAACACAUUUCCAAACAAAUUGAACAAGCCCUCAAUACAGCCUUCCACACAAUCCCCGGAGUAUUUUAUAUGUUUGGAGAACCCGAUGGAGCUCGCACAGCUUUCCUCCUAUCCAAUUCACAAAUUAUUGUUUGGUUGACACAAGGCUUAGCCGGAAUUUGUGCCGAGUCUUUGGUUGAAGAUAAAUAUGGUGUUGUUCAAGUUGCCCUACCACAAAUUAUACGUACCCUCUUAAAACUGAAAGGUGAAUUGGAUAAAUUAAAUAAUGUCAAUUUAAAUGGCAAAAAAUUGGAUCGUAAUCUAAUCACCUUGAAAAAUUCCGUUAGACGUAGUCUCUACAAAAUUGUCUCAGUUUUUGGAGACUAUUUGCGGGAUCUGUUCGAUGACCCAAUGGAAAUUAGAAGUCUGCAGUGUUUUGUUAACUAUCAGGAAGUUUAA